GACGAAGAGCGGUGGCUCGAGAAAGAGUCCGUGGAUAAACGAGUGCUGGCGCUCCAAGAGAGGGUACUUGGUGAAUCGCACCCCGAAACCACCAGCAGCACCAUGUCACUUGCGGCAACAUUCUUUCAACAGGGCCGUUCCGACAAGGCCAUGGAGCUAGCCAUCAGAGCCCUGGAGAUGCGACAAAAGAUUUGGGGGGAAAAGAACUCAUACACCAUGAAGAGCAAGGUGGCGGUCGGGAUGAUCUUCCACCAACAGGGUCUGUACCAUGAAGCCGAGGCCAUCUACAGUGAGGUGUUGAAUCUUCAGAUCCAAGGAUCCUGGCUGGAAAUGGAGACCCGGCCUUAUGUUAUCGACUGCCUCGCCUGGACCUACUACGUUCAGGGCCGUUACGAAGAAGCCGAGGCCCACUUGGAUAGUGCAUGGUCCUUGCAUCAGGAAUUCGACGGCGGCCAACAUCCAGAUACGCUACAGGCCCUUCACCAGCUUGCUGUCAUUGUCCAUAUGAAUGGCCGUCCUGAGAAGGGCAUCGAGUUAAUGCAGACCUGCGUGGAAUCAAGACGCGAGGUCUUGGGGUAUGCUCACCCAUUGACAAAUGUAUCUACGUUGCUUCUUGAAGGGUGGAAG
Molecule: messenger RNA, 627 nt
Organism: Fusarium vanettenii 77-13-4
Lineage: Eukaryota; Fungi; Ascomycota; Sordariomycetes; Hypocreales; Nectriaceae
Exons: 1
Biological process (GO): microtubule-based movement
Cellular component (GO): kinesin complex; membrane-bounded organelle; cytoplasm
Molecular function (GO): kinesin binding
Source: RefSeq, a predicted model, not a curated record